UGUCACUCGAGGCGCUGUUGUUAUUGUCCUUGUAGUGAUAUGGAAGGAGGCUUCCGGCCAACCCGACAAAAGUGCAGGCUUGUUUCUCUUUACCAUCAUUGAAAUUCAACACAAUAACUAGGCGAGGUGAGAAUACAACCAAAUUAAAACUUUGAUAGAUUAUUAUUUUGUUUUGAAAAAUCCUGGUCCAGAAUUUUAACAUCAUUUUGAAUCUGUCUGGACGGGGCAUAGCCAUGAAAGGUCGGGUUACCAUAUCCGGUGGUAAAAUGAACAUCGUCCCCAAAAAGCACAUGCUUCGCUGACGUUACAUUUUAACACGUUCAAACAGCUGUAACCGAGUCGUCCAGUGAACUAGUGUAAAACAUCUAAUCACCCACAGACUUGACCAUGGAGGGUGAUAUACUCCACGCUAAAAAGGCAGAGAUUAUGCAUAAGCCCAAACUGUCCGGCCCCGAGUCUGGCCCGACGAAGGAGAAUUUGAUCCAGUCCAUCAUCAGGACGGUAACGCAACCUUUAUCCACGAUGAUGGAGUCCUCCAGCGUACACGCCCAGCGCAGAGAAUUGUCAGAGAAGACUUGCUUCGUCCCGAACGGUGUGAUUGUCCACAUCACGGCCGGGGCGUGCCCGCCCACUGCACCCCCGUGUCGGGACCCAGUAGGUGAGUCGUCCAACAUGGACGAGAUGGACUCGAAAGAUGAAAAGCAAGAAGACGAAGCAUGCGAAGAUGACGAGGAGGAGUGCGAAGACGACGAGGAGGAGGAAUGUGACGAAGAGGAAGGUUCAGAGGAGGAAGAUGAGGAGGAGUGUGAAGAUGAAGAAGUUGAAGAAGAGUGUGAAGAGACCGAGGAGCCAGUGUCGAGGCCGGCACCUCCCCCUCCAGUCACUCCCCCUAAGAUCGAGGAGGACGAAUGCGAGGAAUGCCCUAUCCAAGAGAGCGCCACCGACGAGUUUUGCAAAGAGCUUCCCGAUAACGAGGAUAAGUUUCCAGAGGGCAGUCCGUGCGUAGAGAUACCUCAGUGGGAGAGAAAGAAGAAAAACAAAGUGAUCGAAGGAGAAUGCAUCGCUGAAGACGAACUGAAAAUGAUAUGUAAAAAAUACAGAGCCUACGACAAAAGGCCAGCGUGGAAGGAGAGCUCAAAGGACAAAAAGAAACCCGUUUGCACAUGUGAACCCGAUGAAGAAGAGGAGGAAGAGAUGCCCGAUGUCUGCUCCAUGGAAAAAAAGUUCAAAGACCCACUAGCUGAGUGCGAUGACUCCGACGCAGAGGCCGAGGAGCAGGGCGCAGAAGAGGUUGCGGUGGAGGAGGAGGAGGAAGAAGAGGAGCCCUUGUUUUUCGACGAGGAUCAAAAUAGCUGCCCGAAAUGCAAAGGUUUGGUUGUGCCCCCUUGUGAAGCAGUAGAAAAACCCCAAGAAAACGUCUGCAGUGAAGACGUGCCCUAUUUUUCACCCACUCAGCAUUCUGUCCCUUGGAAUAAGGAGCCCAGGCCCCCAGCGAAACCAAUACAAAAAAUUCCACCAAAAACGGUAACCGUCUCCGGAUCCUACUAUGGGGAGCCGAAACAGAAGAAAAGAAUAGAUGUGCAGGCACAGAAGAAACAAACCUCCAGUCACACCAACAUCUAUGCCAGUGAAGGAGUGUUCGACAAGGUACAGCCACUCACUGAAACAAAUAACGAGAGUCUCAAGAGAAAAGGGGUCAAGCAUAUCUCUCGAAAAUCUGACCGCCUUGCCGACCCGUACUUUGGCCCCUACAAAUCUCCCAAUUACAACAACAACUACAAUGUCGGCGGCGUGCACGAAUAUUCCAGCGAGUACACCGGAAGCCACGUCAUUGAACACAGCGACAGUGAAAGUAGUGCCUACACCACGUACGUUAGGACAGCCCCGUCUACGGAGGAGGCCAGCGGCGGGUUCUGGCACGGCAGCUACGAUGGCGUCUCGGUGGUGGCUCGACGUGAUGAUAGUUCAGAUGACAAACACGUCUACGCGAAGGGAGCUGACGUUGCCAGAGCGAGCGUCGGAUUUGUUGACAGUGAGGACGCAGUUGAGUACUCCAAAGAGGCAACACGCGUGGAAGACAACGCAGCAGAAUAUUCAACCGAGCCAGAGUACUCUGACUUUACUGUGUCAGAUACAAAUAACCAACACUGCCUCCGUGGUAAUGACAUCGAUGAAGCGAUGAAUGUUAUGUCGCCCUACACCGCCAACGCCAUCAUCGCAAACUCUGGCAAGUACAACGGUUACGAGAUUGCGUGCAUCGGGGAUGAGGAUAUUUAUUUCGAAAAAGGUGAUGAGAUCGAAAGCUUAUCUGAUGCCAGCUACUGUAGCUCGAAUGAAAAGUCCCCCAAGAUUGAGCAAGUGUUUAAACAAGAUGGUCAGAAUAUCCUGGCAGGGAUCAAAAGUGAAGAGUCCCCCGAUUGCGCAUCGUGUGCAUCGAGUAUCAGCGACCGGGACUCCUCGCCGGACGGGAGGUAUAGAUCGCCGCAUAGAGUCCGUGCUUCAAACUCGGAACGAUUCAUCAUUGAAUCCCUGGAAGACUGCGAGGACGAAUCGGAUAUAGAGGCCAUGCUGAUCCCUAAAGUGUCCAGCAUGUCUGCCCUCGCGGACCAACCCGAUGACAACAUCACGCCACUAUCGAUCAAACUAGCGUCGUUCACCUCGAGCCCAAUUGAGAACUUUAAGCGGCUGUUUACCACGUUCACCAAAAAAGCCCUGGGUAUAGAGGACGACUACGCGCCAAAAACAGAGAGUCGCCGAGAAAGUGUCCGAAAGGAACAUCUAUUGAGAGAUGGAGAGAAACGGAGCAUAAAGAGGGACCACUCUAGGAGUGUGACAAUCACCCCGGAGACAUAUGGUCCAGAGAUAACGAUCGUUAAUGAUACACCACCAGCCCCUGCUGCAGAUGCCGUAGGCUCAGAAUCAACCAGUCAACCAACUGUUCCUUCCAAGGACGCGGUUGAAAAUUCCAACGAGGAUAAGUCCCCUGCAAGCAGAGAUGAAGAAAAAGAUAACCCAUUGAACUUUCAGAAUGUACUUAGCCGCAUUGUGGAUGCUUUCAAACCGUCUGAACCAAGGACCUAUAACGGCCCUUACCGAGAAGGAACGAGGCAGUUCAAACGAGCUGCCAGUACGUCACCUGGCAGAACCAAAAAGAGCAAUGCCCAAAAGAAAAAUAAAACACCUAAAAAUCCAAAAAUCUUAUCGGAAUGCACAAAUAAUGAAUCUCCAAGAAAAGUUGCCAGUGUUGUUCCAAGAAAAGUCGUGGAGGUUGACCAAUCCUUCGAAAGGGCCAUCGUUCCCAGAAAAGCCCCGGAGGUUGAGCAAGUCAUCGAAAGAGCCAUCGUUCCCAGAAAAGCCCUGGAGGUUGAACAAGUCAUUGAAAGAGCCAUCGUUCCCAAAAAAGCCAUGGAGGUUGAACAGGUCAUCGAAAGAGCCAUUGUUCCAAGAAAAGUUGUGUCCCCGGUUUCGUCGGUGAUAGCGCUGCAAGAAAAGGAAACGCACCCAAAAGAGAUGAAAAGUAGUGAAGUCGCAGUGAGUGAAAGAAAAGAACUCGCCAAAAACCAACCUAAAGGCCGGAAUUUUACUUUCGGAUUCUUUCAUAACACACGAGUGCCCAAAAAGGAAGAGAAAAUUACAAAGAAUACAUCGCUGGCCUUUCGUGCAUUGAAGAGCAAGAGCGACAAAAUGUUGACGGCAAAUGAUGAACCAGAAGUGAGAGUUCUGCCUUUUCUAUCUAGGAAUAAUAAGAGGACUGGAACCCAACGAGAACAAACCAUUUCGAAGCCAACGUUUGAAAACAAAGCACGUGUGACAAGUACUGACAUAGAGCUUCCACAAGAAUCAUCAAUUACGAAGAAAGACUCCCCCGUGAUGAAACAGCUCGGUAAAGAUAAUGAAAUGUUCUCGGAUAUCAAAAAGUUUAUCGAGAGCCACACUGGCCUGCUUGAAAACAACAGUCAAGAGGGCAAGCCGAAAAUAAACGGUCAGCUUGAAUUGAAGAAGGAUAAAAAAGAUCCCGGAAGUCGACCUGGACAUUUCACAAGGAAGUCGCUCAAGCCGAAUAACUCUAGAGAAAAUGCCACACCGAAUACUUACAAAUGGAAGAGUUCAAGAAAAAUUGAACAGUAUGUCGUCUUGGCCAAUGGACAUAAAUUAAACGAAUAUAAGAGAGCGAAGAGAAUAAAGAGUCAACAGAACCCUCCAUUGCCACCCGAUUGUGACAUUGACAGCUUCCAUGAACGAAUCAUUGCCAUAGAAAUGUGUGAAUCUGCCAAUAGGAAGCGGCAGAGGGUGCAAAAUGUCAGCUACAUGCCACAUUUGCUGUCAAACAGCGCAGAUUUAACUGGGGAUGGAGAUGUCAGCAUUAUGCCACACCUGAUGUCAAACAGCAUCAAUUUAACGGACAAUGAAAAUGUGAGAUUCGUGCCACAGUUGCUGUCGAACAGCACGAAUUGGACAGGCGAUGGACUUGUCAGCUGUGUGCCACAGUUGAUGUCAAACAGCACGAUUUUAACGGGCGAUGGAAAUAUUGGGUAUGCCCCGCAGUCACUGUCAAAUAAUACAAAUUUAACGGGUGUUGGAACAGUCGGGUACGCCCCACGGACAAUGUCAAACUGCACCAAUUUAUCGGGAGACGGGGGCCAGUCCACGGAAAUCGCAAACCAAAGUGGACAGUCCCAAGUUGGAAUCUGGUAUCCUGAUGUUCCGGUCAACAUUGUCAAGACCCAGGAGCUGUACCGGAACAUGAAGCAGACCAACUCCUUGAUGGACGAAAUCGUUACACUAACCAAGCAAGGACAGAUCGCCACGGCCAUUCAGAGAUUCCGUUCCCAGGAGCAGUCGGUGCGGAAUUCGAGCUCGUGUGAGGAAAAUGACUCGGACAGCUCGUCGAGCCUGGAGAACAGCUUCGUGAGUGACGAUGACGUCAGGGCGACGAAAGGAGCGUAUUUGCCUUACAUGGAUUGUGAAGACCGGGACGUUGGCGACAGCGAGGCGUUUCUCUCUCCGAACACAACCUUUUUCGACCAGAUCGAUGUUAUUCUACAGGGGAACGACAACAUCAAUGACAACAAAGGCACGGAGUCUAUAGGGGACAUUGCCUCGGGGCAAUGCAGCGGGAACACCGAUGAAAAACUAAAAUCUGUCAUCCAUCAUAAUAUUGAAAAGGCUGGCAUGUGUCAUGGUCUUGCCAUAAAGUACCCCAAAACUUUCGAUUUUACCAACAGAGCUAAACCGUCGGAAGUUGAGCAGUGCAAUUUCAGCCACGAGCUAACAGACAGAGACGGAGAGGCCAGCAAUAACGUGAGAUCUAGGCAUUCCGUCAGUCCGAGUCCCUCUCCCAGGGCGAUGCCAUUUCAAAGCCACUUAGGGGCCGGGGGCAAAGCUGUGAAAAGAAAACGCGACGGCGCCAUGCCUUACACAACAAGUAGGACGAGAAUGUCCCCACAUUCCUCUCGCUUAGAUCGCUCCACCAGCAGCAAGGGAAGCAACUCCCACGUUCGCAGACACGCUUCCGGAGACAGAUCGCAGAGUGCCUGUAAGCCGAAACCACGACAGCGCAGUCCGAGUGCGCAUACAGUCUCCGAGGCGGUGGACCUACAGAAUGGCAGUGGCUUUAACAGGGCCACCAGUAAAAACAGCACGUCGGAGAGCACUAGUGCACAGCCCGGGGCAGCCGAACCUGCAGGGGAGAGGCCCAGGCUCACAUCGGAUGACACACUUUCAAGCAGUGUUACCGAGGACACGCAUAGAACAAACACGGAUACAAACAAACCUUCGAAAAAUGAUAAAUCCUCCGGCAGUUGGAAAAACAUGACCCGUUGGAGGCCCCCUGAUGAUAUGGACACAGAGCCUGAUGUUCAGUCGGUCUCCAAGCAACAAGAGGCCGAGGUACAGCUGAUGGAUAUGUUGAAAAAAAAUCCUAACUCUUCCAACGUUGAGCUGGCCUCACAAAUACGAGAUAAAAUACCGCCAAAGAAUCUGAAGUACGUUGAAGCCAGACCCAGGUGGAGAAGCCCCCGCGGUGAAUUACGUCACCAGGCUAACUCUAGCAAAAUGAAGGUGGGUAGCAAGUCGUUGAAGGGCAAGGACGUCAAACAAAAAAAGGCUACGCCCCAGAAGGGAAAGCAGUCCCCAUCUCGCAGUCAAACUUCAAAUUACUCUACCAGGAGGCACACGGACACCAUCGUCACGAACUACGACAGCAACAAGUUUCGUGCCAUGUUACAAGAGCCGAAACGCCAAGAGCCCCAAUCUCAAGAAAACAAGCUAACACAAGGCGGUGGCCAAGAGGGUCCUCAGCACAUCACGCCGCAAGAAAGUAAACACCCAAGCAAUACACACCAAGAUUCUAAACACGCGCACAAUGCAGCUGUGGAUGCCAGGCAACUGCAUGGUGCGCUAAAUGACACCAGGCAGUUUGGAGGUGCACACCAGGAAGGAAAACUUUUGAAUGGAGCAUACCAAGAGAACAGGCAGCCCACGGCGACCAAUGACGAAGUGAAGGAGAAACCUGUCAAAACCGAAGAGAAGAAAUCUGAAGACAAAAAACGCCAACCUGUCAGGUAUUCAACGGUCAAUUACAGCCCAGCAAAAGAUAAAAUCGCUGCGAGAACCACAGGAAAGGACAAAUCUCAAGGGGAGGCUAAGAAACGAGACAAAAAGUCCCCUCACAACGACACGCGGGUAAGAGCGAAAAGUCCCAUUCGAGGAAAAGGAUAUAGCAAGUCGGAGCAUUUCAUGAAAAAUCGCGUUCCUGGGACAAUCUCCCCCGUUUCCGAAGCCGGUGUAGGCAGCACAAGGCCUCAGUCAAUAGGAUCCAAGUUCCGAGCCCUGGUGCCGGACAAGGUCACGGCAACCCGCAGCCAGGCGGCAGCUAUAAAAGAAACCACGUCACGUGCUUCAAUUUUAAAACCCAAAAAGGAAGAGCGCCAAAAACCGAACACCAAAAAGCCAGACCAGAAGAAAGUUAAAAGCGAGGUGGACAAGGCAGUUACUAAGACGUCCCCAAAGCAGCACGAACAGAUGAGAGAAAUCGAGGAUCAGAAAUCCACAGAGCCCACAUCAAAAGCCUACGACAUCCCGCCUUCCAUUUUGAACGAGGGGGGUACACUUUUGGACACAGCGUCCCGGGUGUGGAAAACCAAAAGAGAAUCGGCUGAAGACGCCAAAGGAAAGGAGCCUUACCUUCACCAAUUCAGAUCCUACACACCAAGCCCUACAUUAGUUAAGCCUAAACACAGCUUUCACAAAAUAGAAACGCCUUACUUUGGCACCAAAGCCAGACGGUCAGAUUCGGAGCUAAGUGCCAGCGGGAGUGGAGACUUUUUUCAGUCCAGAGCUGGGAACGUAGAAAGACAUCGCGUUUCUAGUCCCACGUCGUAUCAAUAUUCAUCCGCGCCACAGAGAGAGGACAGCUGGUUUCCUGGGUAUGUUAGGCGAGAUUCUCCAAAAGCACAGAGCAACUCCUACGGCACGGAGUCUUACAGAAGCCAACCUUCCGAAAAAGUAUAUGCUUCCGAGGACUCUUACUACAGCUCCCCCAACGAGUAUUCGUCCAGACGAAACACAGAUAGCAUGUACUCGAGGCCGCAAGAUGACACAGAUUAUUCCACGUACGCUGAUUUCAGGCAAAAGCUUUCCCACCACGCCGUCAGCAACAGUAACCUUUCAAAUAUCUCGUCUGCGGUGAGAUCGAACUACGCCGCGGCACAACCCAAGCCAAAACCCAGGGAGCCGCCUCAGCAGACGGUUGUCAAAAAUUCAAAAUCGUAUGGGGCGCCUACUCAACUCUCGAAAGAGUCGAAAGAGUCGAAAGAGCCAACAAAGAAGUCAACAAAGGCACCGACUCCCGAAGCGCUGUCCCCGAGUUUUUUACCUCAAGAGGAGACACCGACCGAACAUUCCUAUUCAGCGCCAGAGCCCGAAAAGAAACCAUCAACAUCGGACGGAUCCUCUUUCCAGUUGGGAAUGCUGUCCAGAUUGUUCAGCACAUUCACCCGUCAAAGCGCACCCCCGGCUCAAACGCCCUCACCCGAACGGAGCAGCAUUAAAGAAAGAUCCGGGGGCGCGGGCAAGAAGAUGUCGGAAAACCGUAACUCGUCCAACAAAGGUAACGCUAACAGAAACAACAUCCGGGGUCUGAAGGGGAAGAGAUCAAAUGCUGAAGCGAUUUAUCUCCAGGAGGUCCACGUACCAAAGGUCGACACGAUGGUAUUUCAAACAGAAACGCUGAUGAAUUUCAAUUCAAACGCCACCGUGAGUUAUCUCAAAAGAAAUGACGAGAGCGUUGCCGAGGAAUCGCCAGUAGUUUACCCCGAUGAACUGGUGGACAACAAAGGUGAAAACACUACCACGGCUCUUCUGGUGGACUACACGGGAAAUACCAAUUCCAACGCGGAAACCAGGAAGAGGAGAAGGGAUGAUUGCUUAAAUCAAAGCAUGUCAGAAAUCGGAAACAAUUACGAUGACGUGGAGUUCGAUCGCUUUGAGGAGGCGAGGCGAAGAGACCCCGAACAACCGAUCUACCGUGUGAACAAAUGCCUCGCUCGGCUGGCAGUCUGCGCCGAGUCCAGUGCGGACGCCAGCAGCACUCUCAACACUUUGCUGGAGUGGAACAUAGUACUCCUCAUUGUCAUCUUUGUACUAUUUAUAGGACUCCUUGUGCCCGGCUCUUUACAUAACAUCAUCACGUGCCCCAUCCCUUCCAUGAGCAACGCGAUUCACGCACACUUCCUGGAGCCCCUGGGCCUAGACUUGAUCAUUGCCCGGUGGAUAGAACCAACGAAAAAUUCGUUCUGGCAGUUUCAGUUUGGAGCCAAAGAGCCGACAAAGGGCAUUUUCUACUCCUUCCUGUACCAGGUCAUAGUGGUUUCGGUGCGCAUCAUUUUGUACGUGAUGAUCUACAUCCUCAUACCGAUCCUGUCCGUGCCUUUCUUAAUAAUCGGCCCCGUCAUCAGCGCCUUGACCAACGCCACCUCGUGCACCGUGAACACCAUCUGGAACACCAUCUACGCCACGUUUGGCAACAGCCUGGACUACUUGCUGUCGUCAUCCUCGAGCUACGGGUCGGACAAGGAGUUCUCUGACAUGAAGUCGUAUCCUAACUACGCCGCAGCGUCCAGCAAUGAGGCCAAUGACGCAAGGGACUACGGAGAUGUGACGAAAAACCUACACAGCCUCCGGAAGCACGGCAGCUUCCUGUUCUACUUUGGAUUCGAUCAGACCAGCGACAAGUGCACAUAUUCCUUCGUCAAGGCCACCUACCUUUGGCUUACCGGUCAAUUCCCGAAGGAAUGCUUGUAAAGUCGCCUCCAGCACUAAACCUUUCAAAGUGUGUGCAUUAUUCUGUGGGCAAUCGUGUGCGUUGUUAAGUGUGUAAGUCGACGUCGGUGUGUUACAAAACAUCUGUUAAAUUUCGCGUAGAAACUUGCUCUAACGUCUGUGAUAGUACGCAGCCAACAAAUGAGCUUCUUGCAGGAUUGCAUGUGGUCAUGCAACGCAUUAACACACUCCUGCGAGCCUCAGUAAAUUUAAGCUUGUCAAUAUGCUUGUCAAUAUGCUUGUCAAUAUGCUUGUCAAUAUGCUUGUCAAUACGCUUGUCAAUAUGCUUGUCAAUAUCCUUUUCAGACAUGCAUUUACAAAAUGUAAUCUUUCCCAUAAAAUAACAUAGCUGUGGCUGUAAGCUGUGGCUGUUGAUUCAGCUAAAACUCGUCCAAUGGUAAUUAUAAGAUGCACACAUGAUUAAGAGAGUCGAAUGAUUACGAUCAACUAAGAAAUUCUCCCAUGAAUAAUAACGAUGAAAUAUGUUUCAAAUAUGCGGUUAAGAUAAAAGCUAAAAAUUAGCUUAAUAUCAUCAAUGCUACAACAAAUUGUCCCAAUGAUCAAUAACGUAUAGUUUAUGUUAAUCUGCAGGCACGUGACUGCAACCAAAUGUAUAGUAUGGAGGUAGCUAGCAAAUGAAUAUACGAACAAAAUUAUUUCAUUUGAUCACGAAUUUGGCAACAUUAUUCUUGUUGACUAAUGUGAAGGAUAAGAUCAAAGGGAACAAAAAAGUCAAUCGUUCAAAGACAUAUCUAUAAGUCUGAGCUGUUGUGGCAGAAAAGCCAUAAAAAUCAACUGAACGAAAAAAUCUGUCAGUCUUUUGAACGGCAUUUUAACCUCCUGACAGUCAAAAGGUAUACAUUUAAGUAUGAAAAAUGAUAAGCCAAGGGGACAUGUACGAAUAUAAGAACUGACUGUCCAAAGGGACAUAUACAAAUUUAAGAAAUGAAUGCUCUUUACUGCUGUGGCCUAUAAUGACGGAAAGAGUUUUAAAAAAAUAUGCAUUAAUUGCACAAUGAUGAAGUUCAAAGUGAAUUGUGUACACUGAUGUUGGGAUAAAGCAGUUAGGCAAUGUUUACCUUGAUUAGAAGUGCAUUUUACGAAAGUAAAACAA
Molecule: messenger RNA, 10435 nt
Organism: Lymnaea stagnalis (great pond snail)
Lineage: Eukaryota; Metazoa; Mollusca; Gastropoda; Lymnaeidae
Source: the annotation of a GenBank genome assembly